ACGACGAUCUCGCUCGCUAGUCACGGAAGUAGGUUUUGACAGUCAUCCGCAAACAGACGGACGCCAGUAUUGCCAACCGCUCGGUCGCUCUCUCGCGUACCGUUACCUCAUACGGGCGCAUGCGCAGCCGAUUUUAAUCUCGCAUUCUGUCAAAAGUGAUCAUCAAGGAGCACAAGUGCGCGAAGCAACUGGUCUAACCUUGUCUGUCGCGGAAUCAAAUCGCUGAAAUUUAUAGGAAUUGCAAGCAAAAAACACGAACAAACGUCAUGCUUCACAUGUCGUCUGCUUGCGGUUGACUUGUGACGUCACCAGCAAUCAGCUGAGACGCGUCAAUUGUGGUAUACGCGUCAACCACGUGUUUACCAGCAAUGACUGGUGUUGAAUAUUUGUCGUCGUUGCCGUCAGACAAUGUAAGGACAAAAAUGGAUGGAUUGGUGAUGCAAGUGUUAUACGGAAGCGAGACCGGAACUGCACAGGAUGUCGCUGAACAAAUUUGGAAGAGCGCCCAAAGAAAACAACUGCAAAGUACUGUAUCAUCUUUGGACGAAUAUGACAUGCGACAUUUCUCUUCCGAACAACUAAUUGUCUUUGUUGUCGCAACUACUGGACAAGGAGACCCUCCAGCUAACAUGAAAACAUUCUGGAGACGUUUACUAGGCAAGAGUCUUCGGGCAGACCUGCUGCAAAAUCUAAAAUAUGGCGUACUUGGUUUGGGUGAUAGUUCCUAUUCAAAAUUCAACUUUGCUGCAAAAAAAUUAAACAAACGUCUUGCGCAAUUAGGUGGCAAAGAAUUAUUACCCAUUGGACUUGCUGAUGACCAGCAUAAUUUGGGCAUUGAUGCUGUAGUGGAUUCCUGGAUUAAAAAAUUAUGGGAAGAAAUUGCAAACGUUUUUAAAAUUUCUAUAGAAGACAAGAUUCCGGAAAAUUUAAUAAUUGAAAGAUAUCGCGUCUCAAUAUUAAAAAAGAGUGAUUCCGAUAUUUUAGAAAAGCCAUUAUUUAUUAAUGACAAUUGUAUAUUCUAUCCAUAUGAAUCAGACAUUGGCAUUUAUGAACGAAAAACAGAUAUAAAUGUUAAAAUAGGAACAAUAUGUGAAAAUGUAAGAACCACUUUAGAAGAUCAUUUUCAAGAUGUUAGAUUAAUAACUAUCAAAUUACCAUAUGAUAUUAAAUAUGAUCCUGGAGAUGUUAUCUACCUUAGACCAAAGAAUUCUAUGGAACAAGUGAAACGUUUCUUUAAUAUACUUUGCGAACACAAUAUAGAAUUGUUUCCAGAUACAAUGAUUGUAGUAACGGAGAAGGAAAUAAAAGUUCCAUUUGCUUUGACAGGCGAAUGUUUAUUUUUAAAAGAAAUUGUUGAACAAUAUUGGGAUCUGAAUUUCAAACCACGAAGAUCUACAAUGCAUACUUUGUCUCUUAUCAGUGAAAAUGAGUUAGAAAAGGAAAAAUUACAUGAAUUUGCUAGUCCAGGUGGUCAAGAAGAACUUUAUGAUUACAUAAACAGACCAAAAAGAAAUAUUUUAGAAGUUCUCGCGGACUUUCCUUAUACGACUAGUAAACUAAAUAUUGAAUUGUUAUUUGAAAUUAUGUCACCCAUAAAACCACGUCCUUAUAGCAUUGCCUCCAGUUCAAAAGCUACUCCAGAUUCAAUUCAAAUUUUGAUAGCGGUAGUUAAAUACACAACUAGACUGUUGGAGCCAAGAUAUGGUUUAUGUUCAAAUUGGCUGGCAAGUUUAAAAAGGAAUGACAAAGUGGUAUUUUGGUUUCAAAAGGGAACUUUUCGAUUUGAAGAUAAUAAACCAAUGAUUUUGAUUGGUCCUGGAACUGGCGUUGCUCCAUUUCGAUCCUUUCUUUUGGAAAAAGAAAAGCAGGAAAGAGAUUUGAAGGAAUGCGCUCUGUUUUUUGGAUGCAGGAAUAAGAAUAAGGAUUAUCACUGCAGGGAAGAUUUUGAACGCUUAUCGAGAGAGAGAAAUUUGAAAGUGUUCUGUGCAUUUUCUAGGGAUCAAGAUCAUAAAAUAUAUGUGCAACAUAUUAUUCGUAAACAAAGAGAGUUAUGCUGGCAGUUUUUACAAAAUGAUGGCAACAUUUAUUUGGCAGGAACGGAACCUGUGCGUCUUUCACCAGGAUGGGAAGGCACAGGUAGACCUGACGACGAACUUAAUUUUAAAGGCGUUACAAUGGAUCAAGCAGAUCUCGAAUUGAAUCCUCCUAAAGAUAGAUUAAAUUUAGUAUUUUGCAUACUGGUACUUCAUGGAAUCGGUGCCUUGAUGCCAUGGAAUAUGUUUAUAACAGCUAAAGAUUAUUUUGUGAAUUACAAAUUGUCUAUGGAGUACACUGGUAUAGAUACAAACUAUGCAACAAAUUUUCUUGCAUACCUGGGAUUCGCGGCGCAAAUUCCCAAUCUACUGUUUAAUUGGCUGAAUGUGUUUUUACAACUUGGAGGCAAUUUAACAACGCGCAUAGUGUGGAGCAUCUUUGUGCUGGUCUUAAUAUUUGUCUUUACUGUCGUCUUAGCGAUGACUGACAGUUCUGGCUGGCCUGGAGUAUUCUUCUGGAUUACUAUGGUAUCUGUUGUUAUAUUAAAUACUGCUAAUGGUAUUUACCAGAAUUCAGUGUUUGGAAUGGCAGCGAAACUGCCCAUCAAAUACAUGGGCGCUGUUGUUUUAGGCUCGAAUAUCAGUGGAACUUUUACAGCUAUAAUAAACUUCCUUGCACAAAUAAUGGCGCCGAAUGCGCGUACUGCUGCUAUAUAUUACUUUAUCACGGCUUUGUUCAUUCUACUGGCUUGCUUUGACACAUAUUUUGCACUUCCAAUUAAUAGAUUUUAUCGAUAUCACGAGCUGCUUUAUCAGAAAGAGACGAGCAAAAGACAAUUAGAGAACAGUUCCAGGGGAAGCAACAGACCACCAUAUUGGGCAGUGUUUAAGGCAUGUUUCCCGCAAUGUUUUAACACAUUUUUAAUCUUUUUCGUGACUCUAGCGCUUUUUCCAUCAGUUCAAUCUGAUAUACAAUCUUCAGACAAGAAUUUCGUGAUUCCGCCUGAAUAUUACAGCAGUGUUAUGUGCUUUUUAACAUUUAACAUCACUGCGAUGCUCGGAAGCUCAAUCGCAUCAUUAGUUCAGUGGCCCAGCCAGAAAUAUCUGGUGAUUCCGGUAGUACUGCGAUUUGCUUACUUACCGUUGUUUUUAUUCUGCAACUACCAACCGGCUCGCAUAGAGAGAUCACUACCCAUAUUUAUCGAUAAUGAUUGGAUUUUCUGGAUCAUUGCUAUUACUAUGGGCUUCAGUAGCGGAUAUCUGUCAUCAUUAUCAAUGAUGUACUGUCCUAGAAUGGUGGAUUCGCAGCACGCAUCGACGGCCGGCAUGUUUGGGGCAGCAUCUUUAAUUACGGGGAUCUUUACAGGAAUCCUAUUUUCCAUGGCAAUGCCAAGUGUGGUGGCCAACGUGACGUUUUGAUUGUUUUAAAGAUGAAAUUUAGCGUUGCGAUAUACUUCUAUUUACUCAGGAGUUAGAAAAGAAAUGAAAAUUGAGAGAUAUUGGAACGUUUCUCUUAUUACAGUUAAAGAUGAGCAAUUUCUAUUCCUUAAGAAAAAAAAAAAAACAUUUUAAGAGCGGAAAUACUGAGGCUACUGCUCUUUAACACGAAAUAAGAGAAACAUUUCGAAAUGUUUACAUAUAUGUUGAAAAUACAUAUACAUAUAUAAUCAUACAAUUCUUUAAAUAGCAGAUUAUGAAGACAAGCUUUCAAUUAAAUAAGAACCUUUCAAAGUAAUGCAUGUUUUAUAUAAGCGUGACUUGGAGUUUUUGGAUUGAUUAAUCAUUUUUAAUGUCCUGUUGAUAGGAGAAAUAGUUAUGGAAAAAUAAAUAAGAUCAUGUAAAGUACGCAUUAAUGACCAGAAUAAGAUCGUUUCACAAGAGAUCUCUUGAAAAAUACCGGAAUUUAUCAGGUUUUAUCAGGAUUUAGAAAAGUUAAUAUAUUACUACUGCCCUUAUUAAUAAAACCGGACCAAUAAGCCUUAUUAAUGAAAAAAGAAAGCUGUACGGCACUUCCAUUUUUCGCAUUGUUCGAAUAACUGCUAAAUCAUUAGACGUAACAAAAAGAUUGUACAUUUAAAUCUGCAUAAUUCGUCACGCGUUUAAAGCUAAACGUAUUUUUCAUUUUGUUAAGAUUACAUUUAAAAUAUAAAGUAGAAUCAAACACUCCCAUCUUUGGCGCUAAACGCGUAACGAAAAUAUGUCUCUUAAUAGAAGUAAGCAUUACAUUUUUAGAUAGAGUUUACGCUAAAGUUGCCAUGCUGAAUUUUCCUGCAGAAAUUUUAUUUCUAAGUUAAUCUUGCUAUAGGCAUAUAUAAUUUUAAAGACAAAACAGUUUAAAAAACAGUUCUAGCAGCACUCCUUUGAAUUAAACAAUUAUAAUCUAAUUUAAUUACAUUGAAAAAGUAAAUUUUGAGUUUUACAUACUUUAAUUAUUUAAUUGAUCUUGGUUUAAAAGUUAAACUUGGGAAUAAUAAUAAAAUAGAGACCAUAUCUAGUAAUAUUUUUACAUAAUUGACAAGAUUUUGUAGGAAGAUCUGAUGUAAUUGUUUUGUAAUAAAUUUCCAUAUUAUUUUUAGUAUUACAAAUUUAUUCUGUAAUUACACGAGGUUGUUAUUUAUUAUUUUUUAGUACUGUUUAGUACUUUAUUUAAUAUUUUUUAUUUACAUAAAAAGUUGUCAUGCCUCGAAUUUUAUUAAAGUUAUAAUGAAUAUAUCAAAACAAAAAUUUUGCAGUUUUUUAGUUUUAUGAUAUUUUCAUAAAUUUUCCGUCUUAUAAUACUUGAAAUAAAAAUUUUAUUACAUUGAAAGUUAUGCAGGAGAGUCAAGACUGUUGGCCAUCCGAUUAAUACUAGUCCUAUCAGAAUUUUGACGACGAGCUUUCCACCUUAUCUAAAAUUAACACGAGCUAUAAUUGUAGAAAUUGGAAAUAUUUAUACAUUUGCUUGGACUAUGAUUAUAUGUUUUUAAUUGCAUAAUUUUUUGCCAUAUAUACAUGAGCUUAUAUUAUUUAUGUUUUAAUUAUAUAUUAGUCAUAUGAAAAGUCAUGGUGUUUUGUAAAUUUCAAAUGAUUGUAAUUAAAUUGUGUGAUGCACAAUAUUCUUCCAUAAAGCAAUAUUUGGACAAUCUGUACAAUUUUUUUAAUAAGAGCGCACAUUGCUUCAGAUAAAACUUAAUUUUAAACAUAAACUUUUAUAACUUAAGCUUAUACAAAAGCUUGUUAAUGUUUUUCUAAAUUUAUAUUAGAAAAUUAUAUUUUAAUAUCAUAAUUACAUUAAUUAUUAGUAAGAUAUGGCGGGGCUGCUUGAAUAAUUUGAUAUAAAUUUUUUAAAAUUAUCGCUGUUAAACAAUGCACAUACAUUCAUAAAUGUUCAAAUGUAACGUUUAUAUACAUCAAUGCGCACAUGCGAUAAAUUUGGAUAUUGUCUUAUUACCCAUAGAUAGCUCCAUUGUAUCUUAUAUAGCAAAUUGAAUCUCAUCUUCGUCGAAAUUUUCUCAUACUAGUUUUAUGAUGUAGCAUUUGCAUUAUACAUUAUAUUGAAAGUUAGUACAGUGUAUACCGUGAGAGACGGCUCAAACGUCUUUUCAUAAUUUUAUAUUUUUCUACAAGAGUUUUACCUUGAGUACAUAAAUGGAGUGUUUCUAAAAUCUUUGGCUAAAUUUAAUCAAACUGUAUUCAAUAAUUCUGUUCAACUAAUCUUAUCAUAAAUUUUUUUAAAUAAUUUUAUCCAAUUUUACCUAUCAUCGAUUCUAUUAAUAUAUAUUGUACUGAUAAAAAACUAUAAUAUUCCUAUAAAUUAGUGAUUUUGAUACAGUGUAAUAUAAUUUAUCCAAAUAUUUUGAUAACACCCUGUAUAUAUACAAUGUGGGAUAUAUUCAGCAAGAGAGCGCGUUUGUACAUGCAUUUUUAAUUAUUCUAAAGUAUAAGCUCUAUGACUCGUCUAUUAUCUCUCUUUAUCUAAUACUGUGCGCAAUCCAUCUCUAUUAUCUUUCAUCGGUUCUAUUUACACUCUACUAAUCGAUAAACAUAAAAGGUUGCACUACUAAUGCAUUUGAAAGAUUUCCUUAUUUGCAAUACAGUGAUUUUAGGAGAAACUUUUACAAAUUAAAUUAAAUCUAGAUUUAAUACAAUAAAUUUAAUUUUUUUUUUUUUUUAUUCUAUAGCUUUAUCUCUAUUAAAUAUAAAUUUAAUAAAUUAUUAUUGUAACAUAAUUGUAAGUUGUGUUUUUAAAGACAAUUCUAAAAUAAUAAGCUAACUACCUUCACAUAUAUAGAAUUACUGUGUUGCGAAUAAAAAUGUUUUUUUUUUUUUUUUUUUUAAUUACUUUAUUUAAAAAACGAAGGGAUUUCUUACACUUUAAUCGUUAUCAGAUUGACGAAAAUAAUAAUUCUAAAAUGAAUUCUGAAUUCCUACAAGGACAAUCCUCCGUAUAAAGCAACAGACAAUAAAUAAUCGAGGGAAUUCGAUAAUCCAAUAAAAUCGGAAGAUUCAUUAAAUUUAAAGAAGAGAAAAAAGAAAUUGAUAGAAUAGAUAGAAUAUUUUUAUAUGGAUUCUCACAGUCAUACAUGAAUAAAUUUCAUUCGACAAAUUGUUUCGCGCGUAUUAUACUGUUUAGAUUAUAAACGAGCUGUGUAUUUUAAACAAAUUCACGCAUUAAUAUUACACGCUACGUAUAUAAGAUUUAAGUGUAUAUUUAUUUCCGCAUGAAAAUGGGAUAUAACUCUUUAAAUAAGUUCGUUCUAAGGAGUUUUAUCAUUUUUAUGUCGAAAUGUAAUACAAUAAUAUAUUAAUUAUCUAUACAAAUCUAUAAGAUGUCUAAAAAAUCGCAGAUUUCUCGAUUAUAGAUUCAUAAAAUAAAAUAACUAUUCAAUAAUUUGAAAAGAAAUCCAUUUUAUGCUAUUACAUAUUCCCGAUUCUUUCUAAAAUUUUAAUUUAAAAGAUUAAAUUAAAUCCAUUAUAUUAUUUUAAUUGUUAAUAUUCUUAAACUUAAAUUUUUAAUAUUAUAUACUUUGUAACUGUUUUAAAGCAUUUCGACAUUCGGUAAAUCGAUGUUCUUUUUAUUUGACUUUUAUCUGCGAUUUUUGAAAAAUAUAGAUUCUGUGAAACAUCCUGAAUAUGUAAAAAUUGAAGAUCUUGUAAGAUAAGAAAUGGUUGCGUUUUAUGAAUAAGUAGAUUUAUGGAAACAGUUUGAACCGUUCAAUUUAUUGUAGAAAGAAUGUUAAAUAAAUGAGUAAGGACUAAUUAUCCCCAUUGAAAAAUA
This is a messenger RNA of Formica exsecta, 7290 nucleotides long. It is a transcript of the gene Ent2, whose product is annotated as NADPH-dependent diflavin oxidoreductase 1. NCBI's taxonomy places the organism in Eukaryota, Metazoa, Arthropoda, Insecta, Hymenoptera, Formicidae. Bases 369 to 3452 code for a protein of 1027 amino acids. Gene Ontology annotation, molecular function: flavin adenine dinucleotide binding; nucleoside transmembrane transporter activity; FMN binding. The record is from RefSeq and is a predicted model, not a curated record. The transcript is spliced from 13 exons. Gene Ontology annotation, biological process: nucleoside transmembrane transport. Gene Ontology annotation, cellular component: cytosol; plasma membrane.